Molecule: messenger RNA, 700 nt
Organism: Racocetra persica
Lineage: Eukaryota; Fungi; Glomeromycota; Glomeromycetes; Diversisporales; Gigasporaceae
Source: the annotation of a GenBank genome assembly
ACCAGCAAAGGAUGUUUUUUCUCUUGACAUUAAGCCUAUAAACUAUCCCGAUAAUUAUACAUUAAAUCAAUUAUUUUUACUUAGUAGACAUGACCAGAUUUCAGCUUUCGAUAAAAUUGAUAAAGCAUUUGCAAAUGUUUCCGUAGCAAAGGAUUGGCCUAAACAUCCUUUCCCCGUGGAAAAAAAUUCUCGAUUAACUACAAGAGGUAAACUCGAACCUUAUUACAGUGGUUUACAAUCUCUUAAAAGAUACGAAAAAUUUUGGAAAAGUGUCGAAUAUGAUGUUGAUGUUGUAAAAUUUCAGACUUCUACUGCUUUUUGGGUCAGUCAAUCGGCCAUGUCUUUUUCAGAAGGACUAUUUGAUGGAACUGGCCCCGUAGGCGCCUGUAAAAAUGAGCCAGUAUACAUUUGGUCUUUGCAACCGGUAAAUAUUAGGCCAUUUACUUUAGCACCAAUAGCAGAAAGAAUGUCCAAAAAAUACAAUAUCAGUCCACCUCUUGAUCCGAUUUCAGUAGCAGAUAUGUUUAAUUAUUGUGAGUUCUGGGUCCUUCACUUUAAUCGAACUGACACUUGGUGUGGAUUGUUAAGUGAUGAUGAUCUUAUAUUUGCUCGAUAUUAUUGGAAUAUGAGAGAUUAUUUUCAAUAUUCAUAUGGGAAUCCUCUUAAUGAGCAAUUGGGUUGUGCCUACAUUACACAAUUU